Sphenostylis stenocarpa is the source of this 1035-nucleotide messenger RNA. Lineage: Eukaryota; Viridiplantae; Streptophyta; Magnoliopsida; Fabales; Fabaceae. The record is from the annotation of a GenBank genome assembly.
AUGAAAACAGGGGAUGGAUGCAAGGUAUGUGUGACAGGAGGCAGCGGUUACAUAGGUUCGUGGCUCAUCAACAAGUUGUUGGUCAAGGGUUACACUGUUCAUGCAACUCUCAGAGAUUUGAAGAACGAGUCAAAGGUUGGCCUCUUGAAGAGCCUUCCACAAGCACAUGGAAAACUGGUUCUGUUUGAGGCUGAUAUUUACGACCCAAUUCAAUUCGAUCCUGCGAUCCAAGGAUGCCAGUUUGUGUUUCAUGUUGCUACUCCCCUCACCCAUGAACCCGGUUCAUCUCAGUACAAGAGUACUACUGAAGCAGCAGUUGCAGGAGCAGAAAGCAUUGCCAUGUCAUGCGUGAGAGCAGGGACGGUGAAGCGUCUUAUCUACACUGCGUCUGUUGUUUCAGCCUCUCCACUGAAAGAAGAUGGGAGCGGUUUCAAAGAUGCAAUGGAUGAAACCUGUUGGACUCCUCUCAAUGAUUCCUUGGAAUAUGCAUUCCUUGAUGAUCCUCUUUACAAGGAGUAUACAUAUUCAAAGACGCUGGCUGAGAAACAUAUAUUGAGCUUUGGGAAUGAUGAAAAUGGCCGAGGAGGAUUGGAAGUGGUAACACUCCCUUGUGGAUUAGUGGGAGGUGACAGCCUUCAAUCUUCUGCACUACGUAGCAUGGUAGUUUGUAUUGCACAGAUCGUGCAAAAUGAAAUGGCCUACAAAUCACUCAAGUUCUUAGAGGGAUUGCUGGGUAAAAUCCCUCUUGUACACAUUGAUGACGUCUGUGAAGCUCAUAUUUUGUGCAUGGAAAGCACCUCCAUCAGUGGAAGAUUCUUGUGUGCAAGUUCUUAUGUUUCGUUACAAGAGAUGGCUAAUCAUUAUGCUCGCUAUCAUCCAGAAUUCAAUGUCAAACAAGAACAUGAAGAUGGGCCGAAGAAGGAUAUCAAGUGGACCUCAACAAAGCUGUGUGACAAAGGGUUUGUAUUCAAAUAUGAUGCCAAGAUGAUAUUGGAUUGUUGUAUCAAAUGUGCAAGAAGGAUGGGUGAACUCUAG